AAAUUAUUAAUCCAGAAACAAGUGUAGAAAAUCAAGAUGGUGAACACAAAAACCUUUGCUUCAAUCUUCAUCCUCAGCCUUUUGAUGACAAUUUGUCUAGCCCAACAGGGUAACAAUAACAACAACCCUCCACCACGUCCCCCAAUUGGAGGACAAGGACAACAAGGCGGACAAGGUGGACAACAAGGUGGGCAACAAGGUGGGCAACAAGGUGGGCAACAAGGAGGACAACAAGGGGGACAAAAUGGAUUAAGUGCACAACAAGGUCAAAGGGGAUGAUUUUUUAGUUUGUUUCAACUAGAAUGUUUAGUACUGAAUAAAGCAUUUUAAUA
This is a messenger RNA of Aethina tumida (small hive beetle), 332 nucleotides long. RefSeq names its product tenecin-3-like. Lineage: Eukaryota; Metazoa; Arthropoda; Insecta; Coleoptera; Nitidulidae. The record is from RefSeq and is a predicted model, not a curated record. The transcript has 2 exons. The coding region runs from base 37 to 279 and encodes 80 amino acids.